Messenger RNA from Microtus oregoni (creeping vole), 2538 nucleotides. It is a transcript of the gene Lrrc58, whose product is annotated as leucine rich repeat containing 58. Bases 163 to 1263 code for a protein of 366 amino acids. The record is from RefSeq and is a predicted model, not a curated record. Gene Ontology annotation, molecular function: protein binding. NCBI's taxonomy places the organism in Eukaryota, Metazoa, Chordata, Mammalia, Rodentia, Cricetidae. The transcript has 4 exons.
GCGUGACUCGGGCGGGCGCGCGGGGUGUGCGCGGCGCGCGGGGUGAGCGGCGGGCCGCCCCGGGCCGCGCCACUUCCGACGCCGCGCUCGGCGUGAGGUUCCGGGGCGCGCCGCUGGGCCGCGGCGGCGGCGGCGGCGGCGGCGGCCUGGGCUUCGGGCGGGAUGGAGGAGGCCGCGAUCGGGGAUGCCGAACUCAACUGGUCCCGCCUUAACGUGUCGGCCGAGGCCCUGGAGUCGGAGCUGGAGGCGCGCGCCGAGGAGCGGCGGGGCUCGCGGGAGGCGCUGCUGCGGCUGCUGCUGCCUUACACCCGGCUGACGUCGCUGCCGCGGUCGCUGGGCGGCGGCUUCCCGCACCUCCAGCUCCUGGACGUGAGCGGCAACGCGCUCACGGCGCUGGGGCCCGAGUUGCUGACGCUGAGCGGCCUGCGCACGCUGCUGGCCAGGAACAACCGGCUCGGCGGCCCGGGCUCGCUGCCCAAGGGCCUGGCCCGCUCGCCGCUCUGCCGCAGCCUCCAGGUUCUCAACCUCAGCGGCAACUGCUUCCAGGAGGUGCCCCCCUCGCUGCUGGAGCUGCGGGCGCUGCAGACCCUCAGCCUGGGCGGCAACCAGCUGCAGAGCAUCCCCGCCGAGAUCGAGAACUUGCAGAGUUUAGAAUGCUUAUACCUUGGAGGAAACUUCAUUAAAGAAAUCCCACCAGAAUUAGCAAAUCUUCCUUCUCUGAAUUACUUGGUGUUAUGUGACAACAAAAUCCAGAGUGUGCCUCCUCAGCUCUCACAGUUGCAUUCCCUUCGUUCCCUGAGUCUUCACAAUAACUUGCUGACAUACCUGCCUCGUGAGAUCCUCAACCUUAUUCAUCUGGAAGAGUUGAGUUUGCGAGGAAAUCCAUUGGUUGUCCGUUUUGUUAGGGAUUUAACAUAUGACCCUCCAACUCUUCUGGAAUUAGCUGCAAGGACCAUUAAGAUCCGAAGUGUUUCUUACACUCCCUAUGAUCUUCCUGGGAAUCUCCUUAGAUACUUGGGUUCAGCCAGCAAUUGCCCAAACCCAAAAUGUGGUGGAGUCUAUUUUGACUGCUGUGUCAGACAAAUUAAGUUUGUGGACUUCUGUGGGAAGUACCGCCUCCCCCUGAUGCACUAUUUGUGUUCUCCAGAAUGCUCUUCCCCCUGCAGCUCUGCCUCGCACAGCUCCACGUCCCAGAGUGAGUCUGACUCAGAAGAUGAGGCCAGUGUUGCGGCGCACAGGAUGCAGAAGGUCCUUCUUGGUUGAGCAGCAGUGGGUGUUGAUAAUGCUAAAACACUAAGCAAAGAUGAUUCAAAAAGAAAAUGAAGCUUGAAGUUGAUUGGAAGCCUUAGUGUUUUCAUCUUGACUGUCCAUGUAAGAGUUGCAGUGAUCUAUCUGUUUAGAAAGAGUCCAGUUCCUUGCCUAGGUUCUUUGGGUGUAAUUUAUUCUGCAUGGCAGUUCAGAAUUCAUCAGCUGGUUGGUCACAAUUUUUACUAAGUCUUUGAUCAAACACUAGAGAAUGGUACACUCUGAGGAGCAGUCACAAUCAGCCUGGAGUGGUGUUACCUGGGGCCAUUGGGUUGACUAAGAUGUCAGUCAUCACAAUUGUGCUUCCAGAGUUGUCCUGAUCUGUGCUGAACACUAGGCUGUAAAUAGAAUGAGCGUCAUCCGUUCUUGAGCCUUUCUGACCAACCAAUUGGUACUGUGAGAACUAUCCCUUUUAAAUGGAAUUUAAACUUCAGCUCUUGUUUUGUGUGAUUGUUACUAAAUAUAUGCAGUCUAGUUGUGAUGUGUUACAGUGCCUUAAUCAUAGCGAGGGUAUGGAAGCUUAUUCUAGAAAUGAUUUCAGAAAAGCCUGCAACCUGACACUCUGCAGAACACUUGGAAAUGUGCUUUAACAGGCUAGGUAAAGAACUAUGUAGAUAAUACCCGAGCCCUACAGGCCUGGAACUCUAUGUAGAAUGGGCUGGCCAGGAACUCAGAGAUCCACCUGCCUCUACCUCCUGUUGCCGGCAUUAAAGGUGCGUGCCACCACCUGCCUCCAUGACCAUCUUAACUUCAUUUUGCUAAUUGCAAUGAUCUCUUGUAAGCAUGGCUUUUACACUUAUGGGAGUGAUCAAUCUAUUUGCCAAAAGAUAGAAUAAUCUAUAAUAAUAUUUCCCAACAGGAAAAUCUAGAUGGCAAGUGAUCUAAGAAAAACUGCUUUAUAAUCGUGGACUAAAUCAAGAAAAGUUGGCCAUGGUUGUGCAUACCUCCAAACCAGCACUAGGAGGUAGAGGCAGAAGAUGAGUUCAGAGUUAGCCUGGGCGCCAUUGUGAGGUUGAGGCCAGCCUGGGAUAGAUACAUGAAAACUUGUCUCAAAGUGGGGGUGGGUUAGGGUGGGGGUGGAUUUUAACCAUCAAGGGGACUGGCUCGUUUGUUGGGGUUUUCUGUCCUGCCCGGUACCCCCAGCUGUUUAGUCCCAGAGAAAAAUCACACAUAAAUCUCUAAGUUAUAAAGCUGAUUGGCCCAUUAGCUCUAGCCUCUCACUGGCUAACUCUC